Molecule: messenger RNA, 1449 nt
Organism: Naumovozyma castellii
Lineage: Eukaryota; Fungi; Ascomycota; Saccharomycetes; Saccharomycetales; Saccharomycetaceae
Product: GSK family serine/threonine-protein kinase
Exons: 1
Coding region: 1-1449 (482 amino acids)
Source: RefSeq, a predicted model, not a curated record
AUGACAACGCUCAUCUCCGCACUCUCGGGCAUAUUCAACCAUCCACAUCCAAGGACAGCCUCAAUUGACGGUUCCUCCUCUCUCACGGAAAAGACAACGAGAAUAAGGACAAAUUCUGACUUUUCCUCCAAGUCAAUUGUCCCACCUGCACAGAAGAAGACUAAACAAGGGCAGACUGAAGGAUUGGAUAAUAGGGCACCCAAUAAUAAUGCACAAUACAUUAAUAAUAUUAUCUCGGAAGUGACACAGAAAUUGGGUUCCAUUGAAGAGGCAAAUGAAAAUAUCGACAUGAUACAACCACACAAUAAAGUAUCGAGAACCUCCUCAAAUGAGAAGAUAACUGGUGGUGGUGGUGCUAACCAGAAAAAGGCCGUUUCUGUAAAAGUACAAAAGAUUAUAGCUAAUAGUACAACGGUUCCAAACGUAUUUGUUAAGAGAGUUCAAUACGGGAAUAAUAGAGGAAGGGAUGCAAAUGGACUGCCCUAUAAGGAUAUAGCAUACAAGACUUUAGAAAUUCAAGGUUCAGGUUCAUUUGGACUCGUGCUGAAAGCCAAAACAUUACAUAAUGGAGAAAUUGUGGCCCUGAAAAAGAUAAUUCAAAAUAAAAAGUUUAAAAAUAGAGAAUUGCACAUGUUGAGAUUAUUAGAUCAUCCAAAUAUAAUAAGUUUGAAAUAUUUCUUUGUGGAACCCAUUGAUAAUGAUGAGAGCUAUUUGAAUUUGAUUUUUGAAUUUGUGCCAUUAUCAUUGUAUCAAAGGAUACGCCAAGUAGCCACGACUACUUCAUCCGUGCAACCUUCUCACAAAUUAGAAUUCAAAUGUUACAUGUGGCAGAUAUUCAAGGCAUUAGAUUAUCUUCAUAAUGAGGUAAACAUAUGUCAUCGAGAUAUCAAACCACAAAAUAUUCUUAUAGAUCCCAUGGAUUGGUCAUUAAAGAUUUGUGAUUUUGGUUCUGCUAAGAGAUUGAACCCUCAUGAUAAGAACGUUUCAUUCAUUUGUUCCAGAUUUUAUAGAGCUCCUGAAUUAAUAUUGGGGGCCAUACAAUAUACAAAUUCUAUUGACCUUUGGUCAACUGGUUGUGUCUUUGCUGAAUUAUUAUUGUUAAAACCUUUCUUUGCAGGGAAGAGUGAUACUGAUCAAAUUGUGGAAAUUAUAAGAAUUUUGGGAACCCCAACUUUGAAAGAUAUAAUCUCCAUGAAUGAAAAUUAUAAAGAUUAUAGAUUUCCUAGAAUUCAUGGAAUUUCAUGGUCCAGGUUAUUCAGUGAUAAAGUGGAAAAAUCAGCAAUAGAUUUACUUGAUAAGAUAUUAAGAUAUGACCCCACUGAAAGAAUUGAUUCUUCAAAAUGCCUAAUUCAUCCUUAUUUUGACGAUUUGAAAUGUUUAUCCAAUAGAAUAUCUAAUGAGGAGAAAUGUAUUGUUGAAAAAUUAAACCUUUUUCCAAUAAUUACUUAG